ACAGUAAAAGGGUACUAUGUCUCCAAAGUUUUUGUGAUUUUUGGUAGUAAUGUGUUGUAACAGGUGGGUAAAGAAUGUUUGUGCAGCAAGAGGUUUAGUGUCUCAGUCUUUUUUUUUAAAGAGUGAGGCUGAAUGAUCUCCAGGAAUGCUAAAAGAGGGCAUCUGAUUUUAGAAAGUUGGAAAAUAAGCUUCUAUUUUAUCUACUAAAAGUUAUAAUUUAACAAAGUCCAUUGCCUGGUGUAGUGAUAAUACUGCACGAUGUACCUUUUGAAGCUGGGAAACAGUGUCUGUCAGCACAAUCACAAGAGGAGUUGGAAUAUAUGAUUAGGAUACGUAAGGUUAGCAAAUGUUCAUCCUUCUUUUUAUUAAUAAAACCUUUUUUUUUAGGAAUUUGUUUACCAGGAAGCAGAGUGCAAGAUUUGAAAAACAAAAUGAUGUGCGAUGGAAGUUGUUUGGAAAAGUACCUCUUGGAGAAAACUUACAGAAAGACCCAAAGAAAAUGCAAAAGGAAUAUGAAGAAAAAACUGGACGAGCUCAGAGACCACUCUCUCCUAAACAGAAUGUGAGGAAGAAUCUUGAUUUUGAACCACUCUCCACUACAGCACUAAUUUUAGAGGAUCGACCAGCGAAUCUUCCUGCAAAACCAGCAGAGGAAGCUCAGAAACACAGGCAACAGUACGAAGAAAUGGUGGUUCAAGCAAAAAAAAGAGAGCUUAAAGAAGCCCAGAAGAGAAAGAAACAACUGGAAGAACGCUGUAAACUGGAAGACAGCAUUGGCAAUGCUGUUUUAACUUGGAACAACGAAAUCUUACCCAACUGGGAAACUAUGUGUUGUUCCCGUAAAGUCCGAGAGCUGUGGUGGCAGGGCAUUCCACCGAGUGUGAGAGGCAAAGUCUGGAGCUUGGCAAUUGGAAAUGAGUUAAACAUCACCCAUGAACUGUAUGAUAUUUGCCUCGCUCGGGCCAAAGAGAAGUGGCGAUCACUUAGUACAGGAGGGGCUGAAGUAGAAUGUGAAGAUGCUGGGUUUUCUGCAGCUGACAGAGAAGCGAGCUUGGAGUUAAUAAAACUGGAUAUCUCAAGAACGUUUCCUAGUCUCUGUAUAUUCCAACAAGGUGGUCCUUACCAUGACACGUUGCACAGUAUUUUGGGAGCCUAUACUUGUUACAGACCUGAUGUAGGCUAUGUGCAGGGCAUGUCAUUCAUAGCAGCUGUAUUGAUCUUGAACUUGGAUACUGCAGAUGCCUUCAUUGCUUUUUCUAACCUUUUAAAUAAGCCCUGUCAGAUGGCAUUUUUCCGUGUGGACCAUGGCCUUAUGUUGACUUACUUUGCUGCAUUUGAGGUAUUCUUUGAAGAAAAUCUGCCAAAGUUAUUUGCCCACUUCAAAAAAAAUAACUUAACUCCAGACAUCUAUCUAAUUGAUUGGAUAUUCACAUUGUACAGCAAAUCUUUGCCACUGGACUUGGCCUGUCGUGUCUGGGAUGUGUUCUGCCGUGAUGGAGAGGAGUUCUUAUUCCGUACAGCGCUGGGAAUACUAAAACUUUUUGAAGAUAUUUUGACCAAAAUGGACUUCAUUCAUAUAGCUCAGUUUUUAACAAAGCUACCAGAGGACUUGCCUUCGGAAGAGAUCUUCACAUCUAUUGCUGCCAUUCAGAUGCAAAGUAGAAACAAAAAAUGGGCUCAGAUACUGGCUGCUCUGCAGAAAGAUAACCGGGAAAUGGAAAAAGGAAGUCCUUCACUCAAACGUUAAUGUUGGGUUUGCCUCCGGUGACUCCUGGAAAAAGAGCUAAAGUGGUGAAACUAUUGAUUACUGUUUGACAUGUAUGAGCCUGCAAAUCAAAGUGUUAGUUCAGACUUCUAUUUAGUAGUAGAAUAGCCUUAAAGGGGAGAGAAGAAAAACGAGGAGAAGGAG
Molecule: messenger RNA, 1909 nt
Organism: Catharus ustulatus (Swainson's thrush)
Lineage: Eukaryota; Metazoa; Chordata; Aves; Passeriformes; Turdidae
Product: TBC1 domain family member 14
Exons: 12
Coding region: 347-1747 (466 amino acids)
Source: RefSeq, a predicted model, not a curated record